AUGCCCGGCUUAGUCGCAACACUCAAGGAUCCGAAGAAAUUCAGGGAGGUUUAUCGCUAUGUCUUUAUGUUUGCCAAGGACUCUGAGCAAAAGUGUAUGCCAUUGGAGGUUGCCUGUGCAAUGCUACAGACCGUGUUGAAAGGAAGGCCGCAUGAGGAGCGAUUUGUGGAGUUUUUGGAAACAAAGAGACCAGUCAAGGUCAUUAACAAGGACCAAUGGUACAACUUUCUGGACUUUUCAGAGACAAUAGCUGAGGAUCUGUCCAACUAUGAUGAAGCAAGUUCUGCAUGUAAGUCAUGCUUGCUUUCAUGGAUAUUAUGUCUGUGA
Messenger RNA from Lobosporangium transversale, 327 nucleotides. Its product is annotated as potentiating neddylation domain-containing protein. The coding region runs from base 1 to 327 and encodes 108 amino acids. NCBI's taxonomy places the organism in Eukaryota, Fungi, Mortierellomycota, Mortierellomycetes, Mortierellales, Mortierellaceae. Gene Ontology annotation, molecular function: ubiquitin conjugating enzyme binding; ubiquitin-like protein binding; cullin family protein binding. The transcript is spliced from 2 exons. Gene Ontology annotation, cellular component: ubiquitin ligase complex. The record is from RefSeq and is a predicted model, not a curated record. Gene Ontology annotation, biological process: positive regulation of ubiquitin-protein transferase activity; protein neddylation.